CACUAUUUGCUACCUACUACUGCUACUAGAAGCAAGGUUUAUUUCUUUCAUACAUCUUGGUGCAAUUUCGGCAUUUAAACAUUAUAAUUGGAUUGGUUGGCAAGAAUUUCUAAACAGCAAAUUAAUAUUUUAAGCAGUAUUUUGUCAACUGAGUCUAUUGCAAUAAUUCGCCUGUAAUGCCUGCGAUGCAUAGGUUAUCAAAGAUAUUCCAACCGGUCUUGGUGGUGCCGAAAAAUGCCGUUAUCAAGCAUCAGGAUGUUACAUCGAAAAGUCAACGGCUGAUGGUCGAACAGGGACUAAUCCGACAGGCAGGUAAUGGCACAUUCUACAUCCUUCCAAUGCUGCAAAGAUCGCUCCAGAAGACGAUUGCACUAGUGGAUUCUCAUAUGCAGCGGUAUGCGGAAGCGGAGAAACUUACACUGCCAACGCUGAUGUCCGCCGAUCUUUGGCGCAAAAGUGGACGGCUCGAUUCGGCUGGGCCAGAACUUAUGAAAACGAUCGAUCGUCACGAAAAGGUGCAAAUCUUGGGACCGACUCAUGAGGAAAGCGUCACCGCACUGCUUGCUGCUAUUUCACCGGUGUCCUAUCGUCAAUUUCCGUUACGCGUGUAUCAAAUAACAACGAAGUUUAGAGACGAAAUGAAACCUCGCUUCGGGUUGAUGCGGGCGAAAGAAUUUUUGAUGAAAGAUAUGUACACGUUUGACGUUGGCACAAAGGAAGCGCAUGAAACUUAUGAGCUGGUUAACGAAGCUUAUCGGAGAUUUUUCGAUGCUUUGGGAGUGCCUUAUGUGAAGGUAAGUGGUGAUUCUGGACUUAUGGGCGGUUCCAUUUCGCACGAGUAUCAUUUUCUCAGCGAAGUUGGGGAAGAUCAGUUGGUACAUUGUAAUGCUUGUGGAAUGAGUUUCAAUCAGGAAAAACUUACUUCCAAAAGUAAAUGUGAACAGUGCCAUAGUGAAAGCAUAGCCAGGCAAACUGGUAUUGAGAUAGCCCAUGCAUUUAUUUUAGAGGACAAGUAUAGCAAAGCUUUGGGAGCAAAGUACUUGAAUCAAACCGGUAAACCGGCAGUUCUUCAGAUGGGUUGCUAUGGGAUUGGAAUUACUCGGUUGAUCGCAGCAAGCAUUGAGGUAUUGUCCAGCGAACAAGACAUACGUUGGCCGCUUCCGAUAGCUCCAUUUAAAGUUUGUCUAAUUCCUCCGAAAAAGGGAAGUAAGGAAGAGCCGGGCGCUGGACCGUGGUUAGAAAAGAUGCUAGAUGAAAUGGACCGGUUACCUGCGCUCCGAUCGGACGUAGUUGUAGAUGAUCGAACCAGUUUGACCAUUGGUAAAAGACUGAUGGAUGCUCGAAAAACUGGGUUUCCGGUUGUUGUUGUUAUUAGUUCUAAGGCCACUAAUGUAGGGAAUGAAUUGUUCGAGGUAUUCAAUAUGCAGCAGGGAACUCAGGUUGUUUUAGGAUUUAAUGAGACGUUAUCGGAAGUUAAAAGGAUUUGUGAUAGUCAUACUUAA
Molecule: messenger RNA, 1502 nt
Organism: Sabethes cyaneus
Lineage: Eukaryota; Metazoa; Arthropoda; Insecta; Diptera; Culicidae
Gene: ProRS-m
Product: probable proline--tRNA ligase, mitochondrial
Exons: 3
Coding region: 177-1502 (441 amino acids)
Biological process (GO): prolyl-tRNA aminoacylation
Cellular component (GO): cytoplasm; mitochondrion
Molecular function (GO): ATP binding; proline-tRNA ligase activity
Source: RefSeq, a predicted model, not a curated record